AUGACCGAGCCCAGAAAGUCGGAAGAAGCCAAGGCAGACGUCAGCCAGAUGGAGCGCGUCCUGACGGGAGGCUCCAAUGGCGGCGGGCCCGACAAGCCUGCCGCCAAGAGCGGCAAGGUCGACGAGUUUGGGGCGCACACCAAGACGGACCCCAAGGAGAUUGCCCUCGUCAAGAAGAUUGACUGGUACAUUUUGCCCAUCCUCUGGGUCAUGUACUUCCUCAACUUCCUCGACCGCAACGCCAUGAUCAACGGCAAGCUCAACUCGCUCGCCACCGACCUCAAGCUCAAGGGGACCGAGUACAAUACCUGCGUCUCCAUCCUAUUCGUCGGAUACCUGUGCGGGCAGAUCCCCUCCAACAUGAUCCUCAACCGGGUGCGGCCGUCCUGGUACAUGGCGGGCUUCAUGCUGGCCUGGUCCAUCAUCAGCCUGCUCACGUACCUGGCCCACGACUACAAGACCAUGUUGAUAUGCCGCUUCUUGCUUGGCAUCACCGAGGCUCCGUUCUACCCCGGCGCGCUGUACAUGCUCAGCAUGUUCUACACCCGUAAGGAGAUCGCGACUCGCAUGGCCAUCUUCUACACCGGCAACAUGCUUGCCAGCGCCUUCUCCGGCCUGAUCGCCGCCGGUAUCUUUGCCGGCUUGGACGGGAAGCAUGGCCUCGCGGGAUGGCAAUGGCUCUUCAUCAUCCAGGGAGCCGUCUCCAUCGGCGUCGCCUUCGGGGCCUUCUACUUCCUCCCCAACGCGCCCCUCCAGACCCGCUGGCUCACCCCCGAGCAGCGGCAGAUGGCCCACCAGCGCAUCUUUGACGACACGACGGACCGCCGCGAGGGCAAGACGAGCGUGUGGAAGGGCCUGCGCGAGGCCUGCACCGACUGGCGCACCUGGGUCUUCUGCCUCAUGGACAACAUGCACCUGUCGGCCAACGGCUUCAAGAACUUCCUGCCGAGCGUCGUCAAGACGCUCAACUACAACACCACCAUCACCCUGGUCCUGACGUGCCCCCCUUACAUCCUGGCGGGCAUCAUGAGCAUCGUCGUCUCGCACUCGUCCGGCCGCUUCAACGAGCGCACGUGGCACACGACCGUGAGCAAGCUGAUCGCGUGUGCCGGCUUUGCCAUGGCCGUGGCGACUCUCAACACCACGGUCAGAUAUGUCGGUAUCAUGAUCUUUGUAGGCGCCACGUACGGUGUAAACAACAUCAUUCUCGGCUGGACCGCUUCCACGCUGGGACAGACGGACGAGAAAAAGGCCGUCGCCAUCGCCAUGGCCAACACCUUCGGCAACCUCGCCAGCGUCUACACGCCCUACCUGUGGCCGGAAUCCGACGAGCCGAGGUACCUGAAGGCCAUGUUGGCCAGCAUCGCCUUCUCGCUCGGUGUCAUUAUCUGCGCCUGGGUCAUGCGGCUCACGUUGCAGAGGCAGAACCGGAAGACCCUGGCGACGAACCCGGAUGCUCUGAACCUGUAUGUGUACUAA
Colletotrichum higginsianum IMI 349063 is the source of this 1479-nucleotide messenger RNA. Its product is annotated as MFS transporter. Lineage: Eukaryota; Fungi; Ascomycota; Sordariomycetes; Glomerellales; Glomerellaceae. Gene Ontology annotation, biological process: transmembrane transport. The record is from RefSeq and is a predicted model, not a curated record. Bases 1 to 1479 code for a protein of 492 amino acids. Gene Ontology annotation, molecular function: transmembrane transporter activity. The transcript has 8 exons. Gene Ontology annotation, cellular component: membrane.